ACUACAUAGAUUAUAUAUUCGCAGUGGCAUCUCUACUGGCUUCUGAAAAAAAUAGAAAGACUCAGCCAGCAAAUUGGGAUCCAGGUCAACUUAUCGAUAUUUAAUUGGAUUGCUUAAUUUAUUGUACACCUGCAGCGCUGCAGGCUGCAGAAAGGAAACCAUUCAUCUCAGAACCUCAUCAGCCCCCUUCCAGUUUUCUCUUCCCAGCGACGAUUCCUCCUGUCAAGAAAUGGCGGCAGGAGGAAAAACCAUAGAGAGCAACCCCAGCCUUCCGAAGGAACUGUCAUUUGACUAUUUGAAGAAAAUCACAAAGAAUUUCUCCAGUGAGCUAGAAAUCGGCAAAAGUCCAUUCGGAUCACUCUAUAAGGGGAUUCGGGAAGAUGGUGGAGCUAUUACUGUGAAGAAACUUGCAGAAAAUUCACCACUGUCAGCUGACGUAAUAUUUGAGAAAGAGGUCCAGAAUUUCAUGAAGGAUGAACAUGAAAAUAUAAUAAAGGUUGUUGGAUACUGCCGUGAAGGAAGAAGGAAAACGGUGAAAAGCAACAGAAAAUAUAUUGUUACAGAUAUCACUGAAACUCUACUCUGCUAUGAAUACUUACCUAUGGGAAGCCUUCAUGACAAUCUUGUUGAUGAAAGCAGUAGUAACAUCGACUGGGGCACACGAUUCAAUAUAGUCAAGGGGAUCUGCCGCGGCAUACAGUAUCUACACAACUUGGAGCCUAAGCCCAUUAUCCACUUGGAUCUGAACCCACAAAAUAUAUGGUUGGAUGAUAACAUGGUCCCCAAAAUUGCGAAUUUUGAAUUUGCCAGACUCUUUGGUAAAGAAAAAACCCAUAUGAAUACAAAAAGUGACGUGGGAUCAGUUGGAUACAUGGCUCCGGAGUACCUUCAUGAAGGUGAAAUAUCGGCCCAGUCCGACAUAUAUAGUUUAGGACUAAUGAUACUUGAGAUAGCCACAAGAGAAAAGAAUCAUUGCGGCUCUGAUGAGAGGCAUGCAAGGAAAUUUGUUGACGAAGUGAGCCGAGAUUGGAGAAAUAAAGAUGUCAUAAUGUUUGAGUACCCAGAUUUAGACGUGGAAGGCCUCAACCAAGUAAAAACCUGCAUCGACGUUGGUCUACAAUGCGUAGAGAUUGACCAGAAGAAGAGACCUUCCAUAGAAAAAGUUGUCAAGAUGCUCGGCCUUCCAUCGAACUAAUUUGUCAGAGGUAUCCCUAUCUCAAGCAAUUGUGAAACUUCGCUCCUUUUGAAGGACAGCCACCAAAGAUGAAAUAAAAGAUGCACUUUUCAUUAUAAAUUAAUAAGAUUCUUCGGUGCUAGAUCAUUUUGCAACAUUAAAUUCUUGUAUUCAAAGGAGAUUCCUGUCCAGAUAUUUCUUUAAUUUGUUUGUAAUAAUCGAGAUAGAACAGAUUUGUCGACUCAUCUUGUUGUCAGUUGUUGAAACAAAAAUUUUCCCUUU
This is a messenger RNA of Panicum virgatum (switchgrass), 1456 nucleotides long. RefSeq names its product cysteine-rich receptor-like protein kinase 29. Gene Ontology annotation, biological process: protein phosphorylation. Bases 230 to 1195 code for a protein of 321 amino acids. NCBI's taxonomy places the organism in Eukaryota, Viridiplantae, Streptophyta, Magnoliopsida, Poales, Poaceae. Gene Ontology annotation, molecular function: ATP binding; protein kinase activity. The record is from RefSeq and is a predicted model, not a curated record. The transcript has 7 exons.